This is a messenger RNA of Notothenia coriiceps (black rockcod), 2263 nucleotides long. It is a transcript of the gene prr15lb, whose product is annotated as proline rich 15 like b. Lineage: Eukaryota; Metazoa; Chordata; Actinopteri; Perciformes; Nototheniidae. The coding region runs from base 179 to 514 and encodes 111 amino acids. The transcript has 2 exons. The record is from RefSeq and is a predicted model, not a curated record.
ACACACAGAGAGAGAGAGAGAGAGAGAGAGAUAGAUGCUGCACCUGUGCAUGAUUACCUGAGGGGAAGGAGAAUAAAAUAGAGAGGAGGUUUAGAGUUUGUAAGCAUGGCGGGACAGUUUCACAUCUGAUCUUCUUUAGUCAACAACAAGGUCAGUCCUCCCCCUCUCUACUGGUGUCAUGGCGGAUCAAAGCUGGUGGAAGCUGACCUUCUCCCGCAAGAAGAAGUCUGAAUCCAAGGUCCUGUACGAGAUCCCAGCAGAGUAUGGAAGCAACACGGGGAACAAAGAGCACUCGAGCGGUACCCCCCCCACAGACCACAUGGACAGCCAGUUCAAUGCCAGGCUGGAGAAGAUCGUGGACAAGUCUGCCACCAAGGGCCGCCACGUUAAGGUGUCCCACUCCGGACGCUUCAAGGAGAAGAAGAAGGUCCGUUCCACGCUGGCAGAGAACCCCAGCCUGUUCUCCGAGCACAGCCUCAGUGACGAGAACCACAAAAAGAAGACUGACAAAUGAAAAGCACACCUGAUUUCAAAUGUGUGAUACAUGAGUGUUGCACUUAUAAAUGCUGUAAUGAAGGAUAAAACAUACACAAGCACAACCAUGUGGUGCUACUGUACUGUACAUGUGCUAAACUGGAUCAACACAAGGCCCCACACCCAUAGAUACUGUAACCAAUGGACUCCCACCAAUACAAACAGCUGGUAUCAGCACACAGGAGACGUUUUUAUUACGCCUCAUAUUCUCCCUUUCUGUUAUUUAUCUACAGUCUGCCUCACCUCAUGCAAACAUCCCUUUUAAUUGCUUUAUUGUACAUUUAUUUGUAUUAUUAUUAAGGAUUGCUGUAAUUAAAACCUCCCUUUUUAUGUCUUACAAAAUCAAAAGAACAUUUUUAUUACGUUUUCAUGACCAAAGUAAAUAGGAGACCUGAUUUUGAUGUUGGAUAUAUUGUGAUAAAUAAUCAUUUUAAAUGAAAGCUGUUUAUGUAAUGUUUUUCUAAAAUUCUAAAGCAAAAAAAGAGUUUUGUUUUUAAUUAAAUGACAAUAUGAGUUAAUAUAGAAAGAGUGUGUUGUAUUUGUGCAGACAAUCAUUUGAUUGAGUAUUGUCAAUGAAUGAUUUCAGCAACUUAAUCUUGGUUUCGGGUUACAGUAUUUUUAUCCACCUGAGCGUGUUUGUGCUGGAUGAUUUUGUUGUCAUGGUGACGGUAAGAAGACACUGACAUUUGAUACGCAGUGGUGUGCUCUUACAUUUGAUUAUAUGGCUUUUAUUAAGUCAGUGAUGACUAACGCUGGUCAUUCAAGAAAAAAAUCCCCUGAUCAGCUGGUUUUGCUUAAAGGCCAACUUGCAGGUUGAUUUUUGGUAUACUUCAUUUAUAUUGAACCUUUCCAGAAAAAGAACAUUUGAAAGGUUGCCUCAGGAUUGUAUGUUUGACUGUGAGACUAUAAAUGAUUUGUUUUGUUGUGUGUUGGUGCUGCCAUCUGCUGGCCACGCAUGCAAUCAGUCCUCAGUUACAAAUUAAACUUUAAUCUGGCUUUUCAGUGAAUUCAAGUCAAAAUAACAUUCUCAUCUUCCAUCAGUAAACAAUAAUCACCAGUAUAAAUCUCGUAAUAGUGCAACAUGUACAUGAUACACACAAUAGUCGGCAAAAUUUAAGUCGUCAGCUAGAAAGACACAUAUAGAUGCUUGUUAUUCUAUAAAGUGUAAAUAAUACUAAUUAUAAUGAAGAUUUGAGACGGUUGCUUGGUUUGACUAGAGAAGCUUCAGUACAUACAGUACUCAGAAUUGUAGCAACAAUCAAACACAACAUUUUACAACAUUUUAGAAAGAAAAAAGAAAAACAAUGAAUACCAUCAGAGGCCCCCUUAUUAGGAACACUUGUACGAUGUGUUACAAUUCCAUGUUGCAGCUCUGCCAUACAUUUUCUAUCUCAGAUGAGCUGAAAUGCUUUUAAUUGGAAACGUGUACAUUUUCCGUUACAUGUCUGUUAUUGUACUGUUUAUAGGAGAAAUAGGUGGUGCCUCUAUUACUUUUUUACUUAAUAAACAUCAUAAAAGUAGACUUUUUGACUUUAUGGUUUUGGAUAGCAUUACAUGAUCAAGUGUAAGUGAUAAAGUGGCCACUGAGUGUAUUUAUUUGUUAGAUUGACAGAUCAUUCUUCUGGAACUUAUUAGGAACAGACCUCUAAAAACCAAAGCAUUACAGAUUAUUCCAACAUUGAGGGUUGCAUUUAUGGUACAGGUUGUGCUUUUUAAGAUGCAGGACACA